Molecule: messenger RNA, 1061 nt
Organism: Ipomoea triloba (trilobed morning glory)
Lineage: Eukaryota; Viridiplantae; Streptophyta; Magnoliopsida; Solanales; Convolvulaceae
Product: ribosomal RNA large subunit methyltransferase E
Exons: 6
Coding region: 29-730 (233 amino acids)
Biological process (GO): RNA methylation
Molecular function (GO): rRNA (uridine-2'-O-ribose)-methyltransferase activity
Source: RefSeq, a predicted model, not a curated record
UGAUAGUUUGAUAGAGAGGAGGAAGACGAUGGGCGGAGCAGGAACACCAGAUUUUUUCUACAGGGAAGCUCAGCGCCUGGGUUAUGUUGCUCGCUCUGCCUUCAAGUUGUUACAGAUGCAGAAGCAGUAUAAACUGAUAACCCCUGGUUCCUCUAUUCUUGAUCUAGGUUGUGCUCCUGGUGCCUGGCUUCAGGUGGCAUGCCAGAGUUUGGGUCCAUUGAAAAAUAAUGGAGCUGUUGUUGGAAUUGAUCUCAAGAAGGUAAAGGUGCCAGCUAUGCACUGUGAUUCGAGGGUUCAAACUGUUUGUGCUGAUGUUAUGAAACUACAGAGGGACCAGAUUAGGGAUCUUUCACCUCAGCAAAAGGGGUUCUCCGUCGUACUAUCUGACAUGUGUCCCCUAGUUUCUGGAAUAACAACAAGAGAUGCAGUUCUGUCUGCUGAACUGGGACUCCGUGCACUCAACCUAGCCGUUGGAGGGGGCGCUUUGCCUCAUUCCGACGAUAAUGUUCAGCUGGAUGGCCAAUCAGAUGACUCGGUUUCUGCUCUGGGUAACAAUGGUGCAUUGCAACCCGGGGGCCAUCUUGUCAUAAAGCUAUUGGAAAGUGAAGAGAUCAAGGAAAUUGGUCAGACCUGCAAAUCUCUGUUCAGAAAGACAUCAUGGCUGAGGCCAAAAGCAACAAGGUCGUGUUCAAGAGAGAUUUAUUUGAUUUGCCAAGGUUUGCGCCACUAAUGAAAAGCUGCUAUAAGUCUUACUCAAGUAACCUCAGCAAAUGUUUUGCAUUUAAUUAAAGAGGGGAGGAGAGAGAAAAUUCGAGAUCCUCUUGCAAGGGGUGGAUUUAUUUUGCGUUCUGCGGCAUAAAGAAAGAGGAAGUGGACCCGCAAUGCUGCGUGUUUCGCGCACAAUGGUGCCAAAGCCUUGUUUUUCUUUUGCAUCAGACUCCUGUGUUUUUUCUUCUCUUUCCCUCCUCUCUCCUUUACUUGACACCUCAAAAACCUCACUAUUGAGGUUACUCUAAAGUAUUCAAAAUGACAAUUAUUUAUAUUCAUUAACUGUUCUUGAA